This is a messenger RNA of Chrysemys picta bellii (western painted turtle), 4997 nucleotides long. It is a transcript of the gene PTDSS1, whose product is annotated as phosphatidylserine synthase 1. Gene Ontology annotation, molecular function: L-serine-phosphatidylethanolamine phosphatidyltransferase activity. NCBI's taxonomy places the organism in Eukaryota, Metazoa, Chordata, Testudines, Emydidae. Gene Ontology annotation, biological process: phosphatidylserine biosynthetic process. The record is from RefSeq and is a predicted model, not a curated record.
UCGGCGGGCUUGGUCCCAGCGCCCGUUUGGUCCCGCGCGCCCAGGCCCCCGGGCGGGGAGAGCGCUUCUCCCUCCCGCGGGCGGCCUCCCCAGCAGCAGCCGCUGAGCCGAGCGGAGCGGAGCAGGCGGCCGGGCCGGGCGGCGCCGCGCGGGGAGAUGGCGUCCUGCGUGGGGAGCCGGACCCUGAGCAAGGACGAUGUGAACUACCGACUGCACUUCCGCAUGAUCAACGAGCAGCAGGUGGAGGACAUCACCCUGGAGUUCUUCUACCGGCCCCACACCAUCACCCUGCUGAGCUUCACCAUCCUCAGCCUCAUGGCCUUCGCCUUCACCCGGAAUGAUUCUAUCCCAGAAGAUAAUAUUUGGAAGGGUAUCCUCUCUGUGGUUUUCUUCUUUCUAAUCAUUAGUGUUCUAGCUUUUCCAAAUGGGCCUUUUACUCGCCCACAUCCAGCGAUAUGGCGGAUGGUUUUUGGUCUCAGCGUUCUCUAUUUCCUGUUUCUGGUGUUUGUGCUCUUCCUUAACUUGGAGCAGGUCAAAGCAGUGAUGUAUUGGCUAGAUCCUAAUCUUCGUUAUGCCACCAGGGAAGCAGACAUCAUGGAAUAUGCUGUGAACUGCCACGUUAUCACCUGGGAGAGAAUCCUCAGCCAUUUUGACAUAUUUGCUUUUGGGCAUUUCUGGGGCUGGGCAAUGAAGGCCUUGUUGGUCCGCAGCUAUGGGCUAUGUUGGACUAUUAGCAUCACCUGGGAGCUCACUGAGCUGUUCUUCAUGCAUCUUCUGCCUAAUUUUGCUGAAUGCUGGUGGGAUCAAGUCAUUUUGGACAUCCUGCUAUGUAACGGGGGUGGCAUCUGGUUGGGCAUGAUAGUUUGUCGUUUCUUGGAGAUGAGGACCUAUCAUUGGGCGAGUUUCAAGGACAUUCAUACCACCACAGGGAAAAUCAAAAGAGCUGUAUUACAGUUCACUCCAGCUAGCUGGACCUAUGUUCGCUGGUUUGACCCCAAGUCUUCAUUUCAAAGAGUGGCUGGAAUAUACCUUUUCAUGAUCAUCUGGCAGCUGACUGAGUUGAACACAUUCUUUUUGAAACAUAUCUUUGUAUUCCAAGCAAGUCACCCUUUAAGCUGGGGUAGAAUUCUCUUCAUUGGAAUUAUCACAGCACCCACUGUAAGGCAAUAUUACGCCUACCUCACAGACACACAGUGCAAAAGGGUAGGAACUCAGUGCUGGGUGUUCGGAGUCAUUGGUUUCCUUGAAGCUUUUGUGUGCAUAAAGUUUGGUCAAGAGCUCUUCUCCAAAACACAAAUAUUGUAUGUUGUGUUUUGGCUUCUUUGUGUGGCUGUUACGACUUUCCUGUGUUUAUAUGGAAUGGUUUGGUAUGCGGAGUACUCUGGCCACCGAGAAAAGACCUUGUCAGAAAGCGAGGACAGCCCAUACAGCCCAGAUGCCUCAUGGCUUCAUUCUAAAUUCACUAAAGGUACUGAAGAUAGUCCACCAAAACAUUCAGGCACCAUUGAGAGCCAUUCAUCUAGAAGAAGGAAUCGUCAUUCCAAAACAAAAGUAACCAAUGGAAUUGGCAAGAAAUAAGAUCAGUCUCUAAAGAUGUUCCAGAGUAUGCCUAGACAUGAGAAGGAAAACUGGACCUCGUUCUGAAUUCCCUAUUAGAAGGUUAAUAAGAAAACAGGUGGAAGAUGAGGGAAAAUGUUUGCAGCAUCCGAAGGGUCUAAUACCUUUUAAAAUGUAGCCAUCAGUGUAUUGCAGAUCAUUGUCUGUUGCCAUGUGCCAUUCACUGACUUAAAUCUAGUUUCUUCAGCACUUGGCAUUCAGAAACAAGUAGUAGUAUGUUGAAAGGAAAAAUAGUUUGCUCUUGGCAGGUAUGUGAAGGUGUAUGUUCAGGUAUCCCAAUUUGCAUUUUUAAUAUCUUUGUUAGUUGAGAACAUUAACCCAAAUGCUAAUGGACAAUGACCAGAUGUUUUGGGGUUUUUUGUUUGAUUUGGGGGAGGGGAACACCAUGGGAUUGGUUGGUUGUUUUUGUGUCUUUGUUUUGAUUAGUUUUUUUGUUUUGAAACAUAUGCAAUCUUUGAUUAAAAGCAGCUCUGCCCUUCAUUCCCAAUCAGAUAACUAAACUUUUCCAUACUAAUGGUUCCUUUUAUUUUAAGUAUUUUUUAAAAAUUCCAUAUUUUUAUCCAAUUGCUCAUUUUUAUUUAAUGACACUCUCUCCACUCGGUGGCAGGAUUUUACCAACUGGGGAAUGUGUCCAGGUUUCUUAUAAAGGUUGCAGAGUUAAUUUCAAAUGUUUCCUCAUUUCUGAUUCUGUUCCCUAUCCCAUUUGUUAAAGCCUAAUUCCAAUGCAUAUAUGAAACUUGUUACACAGUAGUGAGGGCUAUACCUGUUGACCCCAGGGGCAGAUGAUGUAUUGUUCAGUUUACUUCCCCCCAGCCCCCAUUCCCAUUUACUGCUGUGUAUUAGCUGCACGUAGUGUUAUGUGUUCAGUACUAGUAGGUAUUACUCUUUCACUUGUGUCAUACUUUGUAAAAUACUUGCCCUUUGCUUUGCCUCAAGUUUUAAAUAAGAUUCACGUUAAAGGCAGCUUGAAGGCUUUUGGUACUGCCCAGUCUGGUGAUAAGGCAGCUUCUUCACGAAGUACUGUAGCUCACUUUUUUGUAAGUUUACAAUCAUUCGUAAAGACUCACUGUGUUGCUGAGAGUAGAAGGGUUCACACAAUAUUAUUGUGUUUAUACAGUGUUUUCCUAUUUCCUAACAUGCUAUCAAAUAGCAAACAAACCACAUAUUUGAAACAUCCAUACUAAUUAUGAUCUGAAAGUGGGUGAUUCCCUCAAACUGCAGCUAGCAUAACGAUUAUUCUUUAAGUAAACCUGUGAGAUCAGUCAGUCCCCGUACUAAAUUAGCAGAUUGAUUUUUUUUUUUUGGUGCCAACUGGGUUGUGGGGCCUAUAACCCUAGAGAGCUCAGCAAAGCAGACAGGUUAAGACAAAUAAAUAACAUCCAUGAGUCACUAGUCCUUGUAAUAAUUAAGAUUUAAUUUCUGAGAAAUGUUACUGUGAUUUGCCACAGGUUAUGUACUAUAAAAUGCUGUAAAGACUUUAUCAUACAAGUGUAUGACACUGUAAAUAGGAAAACCAUUCUGUGUAUUCCAUGACGACCUAUGUGCCACAGAUUAUCAAAAAUUUGGAUGCACUUAUUAUGCUCCUGCCUAACUCAUUGGAAGCCCUUUUAAUUUUCUUCAGUCCAACACAAAUGUACAACUUAAGAACUAAAUUGUAUUGAAAGCUGCUAUAUCAUUUUUCUGCAACUACGUUGAAUUUUACAGGAAAAAAGGUCUGGAAGACUUUUUUGGAUUUUUCUACAAAUAUUCUGUUUUCAUUUAUAUUACCAAUGCUGUAGUCUGUGGCAUCUCCAUUUGUUCUUAGUAUGCUGCUUAUUGUUGAAUGUAUUUGCAAGUUUCUUUGGCUACUCGAAUUUGUUACUUUUAUAUUUCACUUGUUUAUAAUUCAGUCCCUGCAAGACUGAGGAUGGCAUUGUGAAUUGUUUUUCCCAUAUAUUCAAUACCAAAGCAAGAAGUUGAAGUUUAACAUCAUAGUUACAUUUUGUAUUUCAGAUGUAUAAUUUUUAUUUUAAAGGACACAGUUUUUCAAAAGUGAGAGCCUGUUUUGUGCACACUCGCAUUGUACAUAUAAAACACACCCUGGCUUGUGAAAACUGGGGCUUAUGUAUACAGUUAUCCAUUUCCCACACACAGUGGGUAUAUGCAAAUGUUUUGCAAGUGCAGAACUGGUACUCACAUUUGUGAAUUGGACCCUAAAAAUUUAAGAGGAAAUAUGAAGAAAGUUGAAGGUUCAUCUGUUGAAGGUUCUGACUUCUGAAUUCUGUUACACUAGCACAGGUCAGACCAGUAAAACAUAGGUCAGGACCUUCAACUCAUAAUGCCUAUGGAAAAGGAAUGUCCAGAAAAGACAUCUUUCACGUGUUUCCCCUAGUGUUUUUUUGUUUUUAUUUUUUUGAAAAUUAAAGGGAGAGUGGGGGAAUCGGGGGAAGUUAAGUAGAGUCUUUUAGGCAGUUUGAAAAAUGGCACUUUCUGCACUCCACCAGCAAUCCUGGCUGCGAUUGACAAGUGUUCUGACAAGUUCAUCCACUGCCUGACAAGUGCUAUUUCCACUCCAUUUUCCAUGGCAAUGGGCCUUGCAUUGGCAUAAAUAGGAUGGUGCUUUUGAUCACUGCUGUAAAUCUGAAGUAAUUAUCAUUUCCCCCCUUAUCGCUGUACUCCACAUACAAUUCAUGUGCAAUGGCCAGUGAGAAUGAUGAAUAACUUGAGCUGUUCUAUUAACUAAUUUCCUUGUAUCAAGAAUUCUGCUGCUUGAAUAGUCAUUGUUACUGUUACAAAUGCACUGUCCCUUUUUUACCCAUUCUUUGUCCUUCCAGGUCUUCUCAUCUUACCUUCCUUUUAUUCUCUUCUCUCUCCUAUUAUUCUGUCCUCCAGUUUUAAAACAAGCUAUUCCCUGCCAUUGAAAGGACUGAAUUUGCCCUCCAGAGACGUUACUUAAUGUUAGUCAUUGAAGGGGGGCUAAUUCAGUCCAGCAUGGCAUAAGCAGAGGAUAGUGGCAACACUUUACAAUGCUGAGUGGAUUUAAUAGCAAUAGACAGUUUUCAGGAUGGGGAAUGCUGGGAGGGUAUACAGUGAACCGGAAGCCACCAAAAGUGAACCUCACUACCAGCUGCCAGUAUUAAAGCUGGAUGGAGAGCUGUGUACAUGAAACACAGUAUCUAAUAAAAUACAUGGAGGAGCUUGAUUUCUGUUGUUCUUUUGUUACUCGGCUGUGAAGAAAAUAGUUUGCUGUUUCAUCUAUUAAAGCCUUGGUAUUUACUACAUUAUCACAAGAUGACACACCAAUUACCAUGUGUUUAACAUUGUUUUCAAUAGAAUUGCUCUGUACUGAUUGCGAAGUAUCGUAUUUUGCAGUAACUCAGUAAAACAACCCAUGUCAACAA